AAAGGCUCUUUAAAGGGUGGGUCUCUGUCCAGUCCCCUUCCCAGCUAUAGCUUGCCCACCGCUCUUGUUCCCCUUUCUCUCUCAAACCUAGGCAAGAAAUCACCUACCCCUCUCUCUUUCUCUCUCUCAGCCUCUCUCUAUCCUCUCCUUGGCAUCUCAUGCCCCCAAGCUAAGCUUCUAGGCCGCGCUGAUCCAUCGCUUGCAUGAUCCUGCAUGGAAGGGGGUAGCCAGCUGGGGGCGUGCCUUCCCAGCCUCUACGCGCUCGAUCCGUACGCAUCCCCUCCCCUCCUCGCUCCAUUGCCGAACCAGCACAAGCUUCACCAGCUGCCGCUGGUGCUCCAAGAGCAGCCAGGGAACCACGGCGUGAUGUUCUCCUCGGACCAUGGCGGAGGCCUGUACCCGCUGCUUCCGGGGAUCCCCUUCUGCCACUCCGCCGCCGCCUGCGAGAAGUCCACCGGGUUCGCGCCCUUGGGCGGCACCGGCGAGGCGGGCACAUCGGCGGCCAGAGCGGGCAACGAGUUUGCUAGUGCUACUACUACCACCACAGCCAGCUGCCAUGGUCCGAGCUCAUGGUGGAAGGGGGCGGAGAAGGGAAAGAUGAAGGUGAGGAGGAAGAUGAGGGAGCCGCGGUUCUGCUUCCAGACCAGGAGCGAAGUGGACGUGCUGGACGACGGAUACAAGUGGAGGAAGUACGGCCAGAAGGUUGUCAAGAACAGCCUUCAUCCCAGGAGCUACUACCGGUGCACCCACAGCAACUGCCGCGUGAAGAAGCGUGUGGAGCGGCUGUCGGAGGACUGCCGCAUGGUGAUCACCACCUACGAAGGCCGCCACACCCACACCCCCUGCAGCGACGACGACGCCGGCGGCGACCACACGGGCAGCUGCGCCUUCACUUCCUUCUGAUCGAUCGGCGGCGACCACACGGGCAGCUGCGCCUUCACUUCCUUCUGAUCGAUCGGCCGAUAUUUGCCGAAACGCACACAAAACACUUCAAAUUAGCUGGGUAUGGUAGAAGCAUGCAUGCUUUUGGUAAUUUGGUUUAGAUAGACUAGUCACCAUUAUUGCAAUGUGGAGGGUAAACAUAUAUAUCGAGUUAUAAUAUCCUGUUGUGCAUCGGUA
Triticum aestivum (bread wheat) is the source of this 1119-nucleotide messenger RNA. RefSeq names its product probable WRKY transcription factor 12. Gene Ontology annotation, biological process: regulation of DNA-templated transcription. Lineage: Eukaryota; Viridiplantae; Streptophyta; Magnoliopsida; Poales; Poaceae. The record is from RefSeq and is a predicted model, not a curated record. The coding region runs from base 214 to 903 and encodes 229 amino acids. Gene Ontology annotation, molecular function: DNA-binding transcription factor activity; sequence-specific DNA binding. The transcript is spliced from 4 exons.